This is a messenger RNA of Sesamum indicum (sesame), 1044 nucleotides long. RefSeq lists its product as uncharacterized. The record is from RefSeq and is a predicted model, not a curated record. Gene Ontology annotation, molecular function: zinc ion binding; nucleic acid binding. Lineage: Eukaryota; Viridiplantae; Streptophyta; Magnoliopsida; Lamiales; Pedaliaceae.
AUGUCGAAAGGAACUCUAUUUGUUGUUCCAUCUCUCACCAAGGAUAAUUAUGAUAAUUGGUGCAUAAGAAUGAAGGCUUUGCUUGGAGCAUAUGAAGCAUGGGAUCCUGUGGGGAAUGGUGUAGAUGAAAAUGAUGCAUCCACCAAGAAGAAGGAUCCAAAGACCUUCAUCCAUCAAAGUUUGGAUGAAAAGAUGUUCGAAAAAGUUGCUGCGGCAACUACUUCCAAGCAAGCAUGGGAAACUCUUCAAGCUUCCUUCAAAGGUAUUGAUAAAGUAAAGAAGGUGCGUCUCCAAAUAUUGAGAGGGGAGUUUGAAUCUCUAUGCAUGAGGGAUUCUGAAUCUAUUUCGGAUUGCAUUUCAAGAGUCUUGACUAUCACGAAUCAAAUGAAACGAUAUGGAGAUGAUAUGAAAGAUGAUUGCAUUGUUGCAAAAAUUUUGAGAUCAUUGGAUCCGAAAUUUAAUUACAUCGUGGUUGCCAUCGAAGAAUCUAAGGAUUUAGACAAUAUGAUCGUUGAUGAACUUGUCACAUCAUUGCAAGCUCAUGAAGAAAGAAUGUUGAAACCGAUUCAAGAAUCGGUUGAACAAGCUUUAAAGGCAAAUCUAUCUUUGAAGGAGACAAAUCAAGGAAUAUCCCAUAGAGGUCGAGGACGUGGAGGAUAUCGAGAACAAAGUCGAGGACGUGGUCAUGGAAGAGGAGAACGAAGUGACAAAAAUACCUCAUAUAACGAGAUGAGUCAAAAUUUCAAUCAAGGAAAAACCCGUGGAAGAGGAAGAAAUUGCGGAGGUAAUAGGCCAAAUCAAAUGAGGUAUGACAAAUCUGAAGUUGAGUGUUUUUCUUGUCAUUAUCUUGGCCAUUAUGCUUGGGAAUGUAGAAAUAAAGUGGAGGAGACAAAUAAUUUUGUGGAGAGCACUAAUGUAAAAGAAGAUGGAGAUUCUACUUUGCUUCUAGCAUGCAAAACAAAUCAAAACGAAAAUGAAGAUCGAUGGCAUCUCGAUUCUGGUGCAAGUAGUCACAUUUGUGGAAGAAGAAAAUUGUUCAAGUAA